AUGAACCUGCGCGGUGGCAACGUGUCGGAGGUGAUCUCUCACACUGUCAGAGCCGUUACCGCUCUGGAGGAAAGCGCCCUACAAAUCAACAAUGUGACAGACGCCGGGUGUCAAAGAAACGACAUGGUCCAUAAUGGCAUCGACGCACAGCUGGGGAACUGGUCUCACCGUAAUGCCGGAGGAGUUUACGGUGAGGAGGGCGGCAGGAUUUAUGGGUCUCAAUGUCCUCCCCAAGAGAUGGCGGUGGAGAAGAACUGGGCGGCGCUGCUGAUUUUAGUCGCCAUAGCCGUCACGGUCAUGGGAAACAUCCUGGUGAUCCUGGCGGUCUCCCUGGAGAAGAAGCUGCAGAACGCCACAAACUACUUCCUGAUGUCACUGGCAGUCGCUGACAUGCUCCUAGGCAUCUUGGUCAUGCCGGUUUCCAUGGUGACCAUUCUCUACGAUUACGGAUGGCCCCUCCCGUCCGACCUUUGUCCCAUCUGGAUCUACCUGGACGUCCUGUUCUCCACAGCGUCCAUCAUGCACCUCUGCGCCAUCUCUCUGGAUCGAUACAUCGCCAUACGAAACCCGAUCCACCACAGCCGCUUCAACUCCCACACCAAGGCCCGCAUCAAGAUCAUGGCGGUGUGGACGAUUUCAGUGGGGAUCUCUAUGCCAAUUCCUGUGCUUGGACUCAGAGACCACUCCAAGGUAUUCAAAGAUGGCAGCUGCCUGCUGACAGAUAACAACUUUGUGCUGGUCGGCUCCUUCGUGGCCUUCUUUGUGCCCCUCACCAUCAUGGUUGUCACCUAUUUCCUGACCAUCAAUGCCCUGCAGAACGAAGCCACCCUGUGCUUGGACCAGCUGGUCCCACGGCCUAAAUGGAGCGCAACUUUCACCUUGAGCUUCUUGCCGCAAACCUCGUUGUCCUCUGAAAAACUCUUCAGACGCUCAAUAACCCGCGAGGCUGGCGGCAGAGGAAGCAGCAGCGGCCUGGGAGGCGCCCGCGGAAGUGUCUCGUGCUCACUAUCUGGACGCCGCACCAUGCAGUCGAUCAGCAACGAGCAGAAGGCAUCCAAGGUCCUCGGGGUGGUGUUUUUUCUCUUCGUGGUCAUGUGGUGUCCAUUUUUCAUCACCAAUGUGCUGGUGGUGGUGUGUGACCCCGUGGUGUGUGAUGCAGGACUCAUGGGAGGUCUGCUGAACGUUUUCGUCUGGGUCGGAUACUUGUCCUCCGCAGUCAAUCCGCUGGUCUACACACUGUUUAAUAAAACGUACCGUGCGGCUUUCCUGCGCUAUGUUCGCUGCCAGUACCAGCCGAAGAAGAAGCCUCUGCAACUCAUACUGAUGAACACCAUCCCACCGCUGGCUUACAACACCACCCAACUGCCCCUGGGUGACGUUGGGAAGUUACGAAACGGAGCGGCGCACCCUAGUGGUGAGGUGAAGGAGUUGUCUUUACCGGGGCAGGAAACAGAGACAUGUAGGCCAGGCAAAAGCCGCGGAGACAAAGAUGAAAGCUGUGUGUGA
Xiphias gladius (swordfish) is the source of this 1506-nucleotide messenger RNA. RefSeq names its product 5-hydroxytryptamine (serotonin) receptor 2A, genome duplicate a (gene htr2aa). Gene Ontology annotation, biological process: chemical synaptic transmission; G protein-coupled receptor signaling pathway, coupled to cyclic nucleotide second messenger. The transcript has 3 exons. Gene Ontology annotation, cellular component: dendrite; plasma membrane. Gene Ontology annotation, molecular function: neurotransmitter receptor activity; G protein-coupled serotonin receptor activity. The coding region runs from base 1 to 1506 and encodes 501 amino acids. The record is from RefSeq and is a predicted model, not a curated record. NCBI's taxonomy places the organism in Eukaryota, Metazoa, Chordata, Actinopteri, Istiophoriformes, Xiphiidae.